Messenger RNA from Penicillium daleae, 1068 nucleotides. RefSeq names its product Mpv17/PMP22 family protein. Lineage: Eukaryota; Fungi; Ascomycota; Eurotiomycetes; Eurotiales; Aspergillaceae. The record is from RefSeq and is a predicted model, not a curated record. The transcript is spliced from 2 exons. Bases 1 to 1068 code for a protein of 355 amino acids. Gene Ontology annotation, cellular component: cytoplasm; membrane; mitochondrion.
AUGAGUCUCUUUCAGAGGGGACUCGGCGCCCAAGUGUCAGCGUUUGCGACUCGUCCCCGGUCGAUCAACCCCAACAUUCGAGCGCCGCUUCGGCGGGUGCGUCAGCCGCGCCGACACAAAUCCUCCGACGCCCCAACGACGCCUGAAACACCUGCGGAGAGCAAGAUUGGUGGUGAUGGAGUGUCGGGGAAUGCGAGUGCAAAUGCAAAUGCAAAUGCGUCGCCAAAGCCCGCUCAGUCGGAUAUCUCAACUGCUCAGACUGUGAACACCGCAGCAGCAGCGGCAGGCGCAGCGACGGCACCGGGUGCCGCAAAUGCGGUGGUGCAGUCUAGGGGACUGCGCGAGAUUAUAAAAGCUGGUCCCCUGGGUCGGCUGGGCAGGUGGUAUUCGCGCGUCCAGGAGCGCAAGCCGUAUACGACGCAGUUCUACAGCUCCAUUGUCAUCUAUCUGUGCGGAGACUUGAGCGCACAGCUGAUGUUUCCCUCGGAGGCACCUCCACCUGCUAAGACUGCGGGGAAAGAUAACAAGGCAACGGAGGAUGAAGAGGAGAAGGAGGUCAGUCGUGGGGGUGGAUAUGACCCGUGGCGAACAGUGCGACACUUGAUUGUGGGUGCAGGAUCGAGUAUCCCGUCAUAUAACUGGUUCAUGUUCCUCCAUAAUCACUUCAACUACCCCUCAAAAGUCCUCUCCAUCUUGACCAAAGUCGUCGUCCAACAAAUCUGCUUCACCCCCGUCUUCAACACCUACUUCUUCAGUCUGCAUUCGCUCCUCGCGGGCGCCACCCUAGAUGAAACAUGGGAGCGCCUGAAGAAGGCUCUCCCGGUCAGCGUGACAAAUAGCGUCAAGCUUUGGCCCGCCGUCACUGCCUUCAGCUUCAUGUACGUGCCGGCGCAGUUCCGAAACGUAUUCUCGGGCGUCAUUGCUGUUGGCUGGCAGACAUACUUGAGCUGGUUGAAUCAGAAGGCAGCGCGUGAGGUCCUGGCGGCUGAGUUCGCGGCGGAAGAGAGCAAGAUUCAAGGUGUGCAAGCAAUGGCUGGGAACUUGGUUCCUGCCACGGCUGCUGCUUAG